UCCGCGGCCCCGGCGGACACAAUGGGCUUUAUCCCGCGGGGAGGUCUCGGGCGGCGUUCCGCACCCUGAGUUUCGGAUUCGUGUCACACGCCGGCGAGGCCCCGACUUAACGCAAACUCUGUCUCUCUGCAGAUGGAUUUGAGGAUAUCGCCAUCCGCACUGGGGAUAAUACCCGAUGUGGCCGUUUACGCGCUUUGAUUUCUUUCUCUCCGCGUCCACUCCCCUGCGCUCCAUUUCAGAGCGAGCGGGGAGGCCGGCCGAGUGAAAGGCUGCUUCUCGGAUCUUCUGUGGGAUCUGCUCUGCCUGGUGUUGGAGGGUGGAAGCUUUGUGCCUGGGAGUCGUCCUUCCCAUUUUUCUUCAGGAGUCGAGGGAGCUUCCUCUCAGACAAUGAUGAAAACCGAAGGCAAAGGGGAAAGGACUUUAAGAAGUGCUUCUCCGCACCGAAAUGCAUAUAAAUCCGAUUUCCAUGCUAUCAAAUGCUCGUUUGACGGCGUAAACAAUCCCGAAAAUGCUUCCAACAAAACAAGCUUGCAUCAGAAGCUGAGCACUUCUUCUAACGGAGGGGGAAAUGACCCACACAGUCGAGGCAGAGCUGCCACUUAUGGCAAUAGAGUACACAAGAUCAAAAAUAUGUUUCUGCAAAUGGGAGGCUCAUCUUCCACACCCUCUUGUGAAAGCAGCCCACCUGCUGAGACCAAAUUAAUCAGCCGGGCCACAGCAGCAGAGUACGGACCUUCUCCAGGUAGCCCAUCUUUCCUCAUUGUCCAAAAAAAUAAUCUUCUGAAUACAAGUACCAGCCCCUCUGUCAGUCCUGUGGAUUCAUUGUCUGUGCCUUCUGCUGCUGACAAGAUCAUCCGUAGCAAUGAUGAGGCAGACUUGGACAAAGUUGCCUUGGCAGAAAAAUUUUCAGAGACCAGGAAGCUAUUUGAGAGAAAUAUAAAACAACGGAGCUCAGUUGACAGAUACUCCCCCAGCAAAUGUGAAAGAAGUGAGGAUAAGAAGAGACGCAGUUCAGCUUCUGAUUGCAACAAUGCGGUGGACCACUUCAGUUUUAAUACAGAAGCAAGUCUUCCAGUUGCAUUGGAAAAAGUUGAAAAUCAAGGUAAUGAGGAGUUGAAGCAGCAACAUCCCAAUAGUGGUUCCAAAUCCUCCUUCCUGAAUGCAGGGCCUAUUUCUAGGAGGCUGGAAAGCUUUCUGGGUGACAGUGAUACUGAAGAAGCCAAAGAAAUUUCCAAAAAUUACAGUGCUCUGAAUCAGGACCCUUUGAGAGGCCACCGCAGUUUGGAUUCAUCUGCUGUUGCUGAAGGAUGUCCGGAGAAGGCUGUGUCGACCAAAGUGCCUGUGAUCCUCAGAGAUGAGCUAACCGAGGCGUUUGGAAAAGACAAAAGAGAACAACUGGUACUUGAGAGAAGCCUGUGGGGUAUGGGCAGUAUGCCUGGUCAAGAGGCUCAGCUGAGAUCAGACGGUGUUCUUUCCCAGGUUUCCCCCAUGGAGAGGACUUGUGCAGAGCUGGUUGCACAAGAUGAAACCUCAGGGCAUGAAAAAGAAGGUUUGGAGAAAGAUCACGUUGUUCAAGAGGAUCAGCUGCUCAGAUGUCAAGUACAGGAAGGGAAGAGGAACGACUCUUCCUUGGAAGUGGUAGAAGAGUUUAUGAAAGGCAAUGAGACUGGUCACGAAGAAGAAAGAGAUGGGAUGUCUGUGAGAGAUGGUCCCAUUACACGAGUUCAAGAUGUUCUAGAGCAGGAGGGAGAUAUUGAAGAAGAGGAGCAAGUGGGAAGGCAGAGCAAGAACUUCAGUGCUUUUGGAAUAGAGAAUGCAGCUUUUGAUGAUGAUAGGGAUACGGAGCCAGAAAACCAAGCGCCUGAAGGCAAAGAAAUUUUGGAGGGAGAGGAGGAGGAGGAGGGGGAGGAGGAGUAUAUGUAUGACAGUGAAUAUGAGGAGUUUCCUGGACUUUCUGAAGAGGAAGAUCCUGAGCCAGACCGAAAAGUCAAGUUCUCAACAGCUCCUAUCAAGGUUUUCAGUACUUACUCAAAUGAAGACUAUGAUAGACGUAAUGAAGAAGUUGACCCUGUGGCAGCCUCAGCUGAGUAUGAACUUGAGAAAAGGGUGGAAAAAAUGGAAGUGUUUCCUGUGGAAAUUGAAAAAGGUGACAGUGGUCUGGGAAUCAGUAUUAUUGGAAUGGGAGUUGGUGCUGAUCAGGGACUGGAAAAACUAGGUAUUUUUGUAAAAACAAUAACAGAUGGUGGAGCUGCUCAGAGAGAUGGACGAAUUCAAGUAAAUGAUCAGAUUGUUGAGGUUGAUGGCAUAAGUCUAGUGGGAGUUACUCAGUUCUUUGCAGCCACUGUAUUAAAAAACACCAAAGGCACAGUGAGGUUUCUGAUUGGGAGAGAGAAGCCAGGGACUCAGAGUGAGGUAGCCCGCCUCAUUAGUGAGACCUUAGAGCAAGAGAGAUGUCUGUAUGAGCAGCACUAUGUUCAUGAUGAUACAGAGCAGGAUGAUGACUAUGAUGAUGAUGACGAUACGUAUGAGUCACACUUACAUGGAAAAUCUGUAGAAGUUUUUGAUCUUCCUGAAAAUGAAGAUAUCUGUUUACCACUGGAUAUGGAUUCAGCACAGUCUCUUCUUAAAUUUAAAGAGCUACAAUUAAAACAUGCAGUCACAACAGCUGAAGUGAAUCAACUGAAGGAGAAAUUAAAAGUUGUUGAAGCAGAAAAAAAUGAAUGGAAACUGAAUCGAGCCCAGCUUCAGCAAAAUUUAGACGAAAGCAAAGAGAAAAUUAAGAAGUUAGAGACCUACUGGUUAGAAGCACAGAGUUUGUGCAAAACAGUAAAUGAGCAUCUUAAAGAAACUCAAGAACAAUGUGAUGCCCUUGAAAAGAAAUACAGCAAGGCCAAGAAAUUGCUUAAAGAUUACCAACAAAAAGAAAUAGAAUUUAUGAAAAAAGAAGAGGAUCAUUCAAGGCUGCUUGAAGAGAGAGACCAGAAAUAUGCAGAACAGCUGAAAAUAUAUCAGGAAAAAAUUUCAGAGCUUGAAAGUAAAUUAAAAGUAUAUGAGAGAAUACCAUAUGUGUUCGGAGGUGGCAGCUUAUUGGAAGAUGGCUGUCAAAGUCCAGGCCAAUAUAAUGAACAGUCAAAGAUGAGAGAAGAAAAUGAAAAAGAAACAGAAUCAAUAGAAGAAAGAAUAAAUUCUUCAGAUAUGUUGAUUUCUGAUUUUGAUGCGUUUGUUGGGGAUACUCCCAGAUUAGAUACCAGUGCCCACAAAGCAAAAGCUCAGCUUGCUCUGAAAGUAAAACGCCAGCCACCUUCUCGAUCAAAGCUGAAAGAAUCGCUUGGGGCUGGACAACAGACUGCAAAUCUACAGGAUGAGGAAUCAGAAGAUACUGUUCUCAGCAGAGAACUUUCCACUGUGUACCUAACCAAGACCUUGGAAACAAGUGAAAAAUUAACACUCCCACGCCUGGAUGACAUUGAUCGAAAGAGUGAAAAGCCUGAACAAACAGAAAGCACAGAAAGUCCUCUAGAGUCAAGUCCUUCUGCUUCCACACACUCUUCUCCAGCACACAAACCAAACAAUGAAAAUAACACAACCACCACUUGUUCACCUCCUCCUGAAGAGAUGGCUCCAAAUUUUCCUCAAGGGUAUCCCAAGAAUGUUAAGCAAAAAGAAGCAAAAGGGAAAGGGAAAGAGGCCAAGGCAGAAGAAAAGAAAAAUGAAGACAAGACAGUAGAAACAAGUGAAGGAACAUCAGGAAAGUCCAGAAGGAGAUUUCCAGAUUUUGGUGGAUUACGGAAAUCUGGUGGCAAGGGCAAGAAACAAGAAAAUCUAAGAGGUUCUCUGGAUAGCAGAGGUUCCCGAGAACUGUUGGAUGACUCUGGCAACAAUCUGUCUGCAUCAGAUUCAGAUUCCCCUGUUCCUACUUGCAUGCCUUUCUCUUGGUUUGGAGACAGCCACAAAGAGCCUCAGAUUUCUAGUAACAGUCUGCAUGUUACCCAGAGUGGGCAAGACAGUUGUGAACAUGGUCAAGAGAAGAACAGAAGCAAGAGUAGAAUUGUCAUAGAUGAUACAUACCAUAGCAAGCCAAGUUGUGAACUUUCAGGGUUAGUGACUGAACCAAAUCUGUCAGGUCGUUCACACACUUUAACCUUCUCUUCAAAUGAGGCAUUAGAUGAUGAAUUUACAACAACAGGAAAGCAAAAUCAAUGGCACAGUAGACCUAUUUCUGAAUGGACCACCCAGCAAGUGUGCCACUGGUUAAUGGGAAUGAACAUGGAGCAGUAUAUUACAGAGUUCACAGCUAUGAACAUAGAUGGACAGCAGUUAAUGCAGCUCGACAGUGAGAAGUUAAAGGCUUUGGGAGUUUCCAGUCAAAAUGACCGAUCAACAAUAAAGAAAAAAAUUAAGGAUAUUAGAAAAACACAAGAAAAACUGGAAAAGCAGAAGGAAAAAGUUCAAAAGAAGGAGAGAGAAGUUCGCAAGACUGGCAGAGUGGUAGCCACUCUUGAAUCAAGCUGCUAAAGUGACCCUGUUUUGUUGUAGCGCAGACUUGCUUCAUCCUGAGGAAGUUCAACAGAUUUGUAUAUAAUUGUACAAUUGAGGGAGGAGGGAAAGUGCAACAGUUUAACAUGGUAGGUGGUUUUUUACUUUUUAAUUAUGGUCCCUCCCAAUUACAACCCAAUAAAAAGAAAUAAUGUUUUCACUAUUUUUAUUCCUAGUUGACUCUGCCUGUACUAAUAGACAAUAAUUUAACUUUCUGCCUUAAGUGAUAUUUGUGCUUUUAAGACCUCAUAUGCCCUUUUCAUUGAAAUUGAUUUUGUGAAAAGUAGAAUGCAGUAUUAAAAAUCAUUCCAAUAUUAGUCAACCAGCAUUUGAUAGAGUUGAAUCUGAUAGAGGGACAAUAGAAAAAUCCUGCCAACAAAUUCAGUCUGUGACAGUCUGUUUAUCUGUUGCCACUAAAGAUGUAUAGUAAAAAUUAAGUUUAAGAAAACAGUAAUGUCAAAUUAAUUUAAACAGAAAGCAUGUAUUUCAAAUUUAUGGAUUAUUUUGUUUAAAUUCUUGUAUUUCUGGGUUUUUCAUUCAAAGUUCACUGUAGUAGCACAUUGUUUUGGAAUUCUGUGUUGCAAUUUACUGAGAGAAUAACAAGAAAUAUUAAGUGGUUUUCACGAACUACAUAUACUAAGCAUAAUAAGAAGUUUUCUGUACACUACCCAUAUGGUAUUGGGACAAGGUUUAAACCUAUAAAUAAGAUCUUUUUUAACCUAUUUUUCCUAAAAUGAUACAUAGUUUUAUAGAUUUAUGCUAUGAAUAAGAUCAAUUUGCAAUACAUGUAUUUCUCUUUUCUACCUGCUACAAGAUUUUUGUGGACCAAAUUUAUAUAUUUGCUAAUUUUAAACUAUACUGGUUUUCAAACUUAAAAUACUGAGGGAAAAUUGUAGGAAAAAUUACCACUGAAGCACUGGGUUUCUGCAUUGUAUUUGAAUGUUCGAUUGUAGACUACAGAUUAUUUCUCUUUCUUUAAAGGAGGAUUUGAUUCUCAGAAUAGUUUUGAACAUUGAUUGGUGUUUUGUAUAUUUACAUACUAUUUUCUAGAGAUUCUGCAACAGUACUUCCUUUAAUUAGAUUAUUCCAGAGACAUAGACUAGUUCAAAUAUGAAUUUCAGCAUAGAAUGCACUAGAACAAAACUUACAUAACUCACUCACGUGGACCAAGUUCUCCUUUAAAUCUAUGAACUGUUUUUCAUUUUAAUUAAAUGAAAGAAUUUCACUGUUGCUGUUUCAUAGUUGGUUUUCUUUGUAUAAAUGUUAUCACAAAUUUCAGCAAAAGAACUAUGUGGAAAUGCUUCUGCACUCUAUGCAUUUCCAAAAUAAACAAAAUCUGAAAUCUUUGUAAGAAUUACUUUUAAAAAGAUGUUCCAUUUUCACUUUUGUGCAUUAAGAAACAAUUCUCUGGUCAAGAUUUAACCUAUUUACUUUGUUUCCAGUAUCUUUGAGUUUGUACUCCAAACUUACAGUCCUUGAGCCAGAAAGGAAUGCUGCCUUACUGAUAAGAGAAGGGAAUUAGAAGUACAGAAUGAUCAAAUGCUUAGGAUCACACAUGUUAAUUGAACUGUGGUUUAAUUCAGUCGAGGAAGCUUAUUUAUUGGUUAAGUGCUUUCAGCUAGAACAGAGAAUACUGAUACAACUAUGUAUAACCUUUUUCCUUUAAGCUUAUGAAACUGAACAUUGCACGCUGUGAAGAGUGUGUUUCUCAGGAAGGAGACUAGUGGAAAUAAUGGUUUCAAAGACUUGCCUGUGUGCAGAGCUGUUGUAGCUAAAUGGGGGCUACAGCUGGAUGGUAAACUGACCUGGCACCUGAGCAUAAGAACAUUGAUUAUCACAGACCACAGCAUUUAACAUCUGUCAGAUGCUAAACAAGAAGGCUGGCUCUAUGGAACUAGCUUAGUACCAUGCCACAAAAUCACCAACUGAAAAUUUAAUUUUUAAAAUAGUUUUAAUGAGUAAUUGUAGUGAUUCUUUCAAAAAAUAAAGUUAAAACAAACAAGAUUAAUUUUACAGUACAAGACUGAGCUCAUUUGCAUACAAAACUAUUAAUCUCAGCAUUUUGAUAGCUAGUAUACUGAUUUUCUACAGUGAUUCACUUCAGCUUAACCAGUGUGCUAGCAAUGAUUACAGUAAUGAAACACAAAAGUUAUCAAAGAUCAAACUUGUAAGUAGGAUUAAAUGUAGUAAACCAAAAUAUUUACUACGUUUGUGUUUUUACUACAGUCGUUCAGGGUGGCAGGUGAGGAGACACACAAAAUUACACAGCAAGUUGUUCUAAUAAUCAGAAUUCAAUCAGUAGCUAGCUGAGAGCAUGAAAGGUUUUUAUUUCAAUAAUACCAUAUGAAAUACUUUAAUAAACUUUCUAGAAAACAGACUGUGUAGUUCUCAGAUGUUACUAAUAUCAGUUCAAUUAAGUUAAACAUUUAAAACUUGGCAUAAAAUCUAGAAUGUUCGGCUUCAGAGUUGAGUUUUUAAAAUCCCAUGUUGUAACUUCCAGCUUUAGGUUAGUAAAAGCAAUAGCUGCAAGCAUUCCCUCUUAACUUUUGUACAAGCCACUUUACAGUACGUGGAAAUUCUUGCAUACAUCCUCCUUCAGGGUUGAAGAAGAGAACACCUAUAGAUUCUCCUCACUUGUAGCCAUGCAGAUUCAAAGGUAGGCCUCCCUCAGAGUGUCACUCGUAACUGUGUAUAUAGCCCAUUCUGUAAAUCACUCCUGUUACAUUAGCUUGACCAGGGUGUAAAACCUUUUUUUUUUUUUUUUUUUUUCAGAACUAGGCUAGGGAGGUAGCAGGUGAUAAUCUUUAAUCUGACUCAGCUAUAACUAGAACAGUAUGACUUGAAUUUCUAAUACCAGCUAUUCCCUUCACUUGUGGUGUCUCGCCUUCUGCUCUGUCCAGAGCUAGUAAACUAGCACAGUUCUUUCUGAGGGAUUCUGCAUGCCUGUGCAGAACAAAAGUCACAGCAUUACAUGCAAUGAAUUAACUGAUAAAAAGGAUUAGUUCUUGGUAUCUUGAACAUUUCAGGAGUGAUGAAGUUAAGGAAUGACAGGGAUCAAGGUGCAACAUAAAUAUGUAUGAUUUGAACAAAGUAGGCACAAUAGUCAUUAAAAGAAGUUGAAUCUUUUAUUAAAAGGACUUUGUACCUGAAAUGUAAUACUCAUUCCACUCCCUGUCUUUCCCAGUAUGUUUUGACAGUUUGCCUUGGACAGAUGAAACCCAUUCUGCUUACCUUAUUUAUGUUAUAGUGUGACUUCCACUUACUGCAUAAACAAGGCCAGAAACACACCACAAACAAAAAAGUCUUUUCAAAAACUGAAUUCCACUUUUUUGUAAAUACAAAUUAUCUUCUCAGGAGUAUUGUCAAAGUAAUAGAGAUGGCCCUAUUAAGGACAAUUUUUUAAAAUCUGUUUAUUAAAGUAGUUUCCAUGUACAACUGUAACCUGACAUACCCGAGUCUGAGAUCUUACCAGGGCUAGAACAUUGAUACUCCAUUUUGGUAUUACCUACACAAAUACGAGCAAAUGCAAACCAGCAUACCUUUGCUGUACACAAGCCAACACUAUCUGCUAAUUCACAAGGAUCAUCUCAAGAUAAGUUUUUCACAUGUAUUAAAUAUUCACAUUACAACCAAAGAAAUAUGACUGAUACCACAUACCUGAGAUACAUUAUACCAGUGGUAACAGCUAGAACUGAUUUUU
Athene cunicularia (burrowing owl) is the source of this 8236-nucleotide messenger RNA. RefSeq names its product neurabin-1-like. Bases 388 to 4515 code for a protein of 1375 amino acids. The transcript has 18 exons. The record is from RefSeq and is a predicted model, not a curated record. Gene Ontology annotation, cellular component: dendrite; actin cytoskeleton; cytoplasm. Gene Ontology annotation, biological process: neuron projection development; actin filament organization; calcium-mediated signaling. Gene Ontology annotation, molecular function: actin filament binding. Lineage: Eukaryota; Metazoa; Chordata; Aves; Strigiformes; Strigidae.